AUGAAGGUCGCAGCUCUCCUCUCCUCCUUGGCCCUCACCAGUCUGGCAGUAGCGGCGCCACUAGAUGGCGGUGUCGCUGCACCACAAGAGGUAGCGGGGCCUCGUGGUGGAAAGGUGAUGGACACCUACAACCGCGUUGCCAACGCCCACUCCACAAAGCAGAGACUGUCCUCAAACCUCCAAGUCGACUCUGGUGCUGCUGCAGGUCCCGCAUUCGACGUCGCCAUCCCCGCAGUCGAGGAGCUCACCGCCGAUGUCGGUGCUGCACCAACCGUUGCCGAUGCUACCAACAACACUUCCACGCUCAAGUUCGGUCCCGCAGCAGCGCCAUUCCAAGUGGCCAACAGGAUUCCCACUGUCAACUUUACCGUCCCCACCAGCUGGGCCGGUCUGCUCCCUACCGGAUCUGACAAAUCUCGCAACCUGUUCUUCUGGCUUUGGGGUAAGGACAAGACGCCAUCUGAUGAUCUCGUUGUCUGGCUCAACGGUGGACCAGGCUGCUCAUCCCUCGGCGGCUUUUUGACGGAGAACGGCCCUAUCUCUUAUCAGAGCACCACUCAGGGCGGACCCAAGCCUUCUAAGGACAGUUGGACCAAAGACGCGAACGUCGUCUGGGUUGAGCAGCCCGUCGGAACAGGCUUUACGGAGGGAACUCCUACAGCUCGCAGUGAAGAUGACAUUGCCGCCGACUUUGUCGGCUUCCUCAACAACUUCCAGGCCACCUUCCCCGAACUGUUCGGCCAAGGAAAGCGUUUCUUCAUCACUGGUGAAAGCUACGGCGGCGCUUAUGUUCCUGCCAUCAUGAACCGCAUCUACAAGGAUGGCAACAAGUUUGGCCUGCUCGGCGGCUACAUUGUCGAUGGUGUCGUGACUGACCAGACCUUGCAGAGCGAUGUUGUCAUCUACAACUUUGCGAAGGACCCGACCAACAAGAAGAACCUGUACUUCCAGAACUCUGACAUUCAGGCCAUCAAGCGCCGUUCCGACACUUGCGGAUACACGGGCUACAUUGAAAAGUACCUCACUUAUCCCGCCAAGGGCAAGCUGCCCGCGCUCAACUUGAACUGCCGAACUUCCCCUUGGGAGCUGUUCGACCAGCUGGCCACGAGGAGAAAUGCCAUGUACAACGUGUACCGCGUGGACGGCUCUCGCGUCAGCCCCUUCACCACUUCUCCUCUUGGCGAUCCCAACAACCCCACCUCCACCCCCACCUACUUUGACAACUAUGACCUCCAAGUGGCCAUUCACGCCAUCAAGAAGGGAGCAGCUCAAAAGAAGUGGGAUCAGUGCGCCAAGAAACCAGUCUUCCCCAAUGGAGAUGCAAGCCCUCCUCCCGACGAGACAUAUCUCGCCUCUGUCAUUGAGAAGUCCAAGAGCGGACUGAUUAUUGCUCAAGGUAACCAGGAUGCUCUCAUCAUCACCAACGGUACCCUCAUUGGUCUGCAGAACCUCACCUGGGCGGGCCAACAAGGCUUCUCCAAGCCUCCUACUCAGCAAUUCAUCGAUGCUUACGGAGCUCAGUCCGGCUCUUUCGUCACUGAGCGUGGUCUCACCUUUGCUCAGGUGUACAAGAGCGGUCACAUGAUUCCAGCGGUGAGUUCCUGUAAACGGCCUUGGUAAUCCCGAAUCGCAGCAGCGAGCUCACAAAGUCUCAUUCAUGCUUCACUGUCCUCCAGGACCAACCCGGCGCUGGUCUCGCUUUGCUGCAGUCUCUGCUCGGCACGAAAAAGUUGUAG
Ceraceosorus bombacis is the source of this 1736-nucleotide messenger RNA. The record is from the annotation of a GenBank genome assembly. NCBI's taxonomy places the organism in Eukaryota, Fungi, Basidiomycota, Exobasidiomycetes, Ceraceosorales, Ceraceosoraceae.